This is a messenger RNA of Cladophialophora psammophila CBS 110553, 513 nucleotides long. RefSeq lists its product as uncharacterized. The coding region runs from base 1 to 513 and encodes 170 amino acids. Lineage: Eukaryota; Fungi; Ascomycota; Eurotiomycetes; Chaetothyriales; Herpotrichiellaceae. The transcript has a single exon. The record is from RefSeq and is a predicted model, not a curated record.
AUGACAACCUACGGCGCCGGCGUGCCCCUCUCCUACGAGACCCCCGAAUUCCCGGCCCUGUACUGGCCUGUCCACGCCGACCCAGGCGAAGCGCGGUACCUGUACUUUCUCUCAGACAUCUACCGCUACACGCUCUACUGGACGCUCAUCACCAUGGUCGCUGCGCACGCCUGUGUCGCCACCUGGGCCGUGCUCAUGCAAUUCGCGUCCGCGGACCAGCGCCGCAAGUACCUCAAUUCGCCGUGGGGCAGGGCGCUGAGUGCGAAGAACAGGAAGUUACUGGGCGACAAUCCGAUCGGGGAGACGCUGAGUUGGGUCUGGAUUGUGCCUGUCGUGUAUAUUAUUAUUGGGGCAAGCGAGGCCUUGCUGGCCGGCAGUUUGGUAGGCCUGGUGCUGGGUGCGGUCUACAAUGCGGGUUACUUUGGGAUGAGUACCUGGACGCCUCUGUUAUGGGGAGUGAUCAAUAUGCUUGUAUUAGUGGUGAGCAGCUUUAGAAUUCAGGGUGGACUAUAA